UGCAUCUUAGUGAGCAGCAGAAUUGGUGCUGGAACUGCCUGUCUAUAAACUCAUGAUAGAGCACUGUCUGUGAAGAUUGAGUCUGCAAUGUGGACGUUGGCACAGUCGGGACAGUUCAAUGAAGACAUGAUCCCAACAGUGGGCUUCAAUAUGAGGAAGAUCACCAAGGGAAAUGUUACCAUAAAGCUCUGGGACAUUGGUGGUCAGCCUCGUUUUCGUAGCAUGUGGGAGCGAUACUGCCGAGGAGUCAGUGCCAUCGUAUACAUGGUGGAUGCUGCAGACCAGGAGAAGAUUGAGGCCUCAAAGAAUGAACUUCACAACCUGCUCGACAAGCCACAGCUCCAGGGCAUCCCUGUUCUAGUACUUGGAAACAAGCGAGAUCUCCCUGGUGCCUUGGAUGAGAAAGAGCUUAUUGAGAAGAUGAACCUGUCUGCCAUCCAAGACCGAGAGAUUUGUUGCUAUUCCAUCUCCUGCAAAGAAAAGGAUAACAUUGACAUUACCCUACAGUGGCUUAUUCAGCACUCGAAGUCCAGGAGGAGCUGAGAGCCCUUGGACCACAUCUUGGAUUGGGAAGAUGCCAUUGUACAAGCCCAAAUCCCCCUCCCAUUCUCCCUGUUCCCUGCUUUCUCUGUUCCUCUCUCCAGCUCUCUCUCUAGAUGGGUAUUUUUAGGGGACCCCAGGCUCCUCUCCUGCUGAGAUGGAGCUCUUGUUUUUAUUGUAAAGAAACUGUCUGACUUUGGAAUCUCUCUCCCUCCUCCCUUCUUCCUCUCUCUGUCUCUCCCCUCCCAUUUUUGGCACUGUUCUGUUGUUGUCAAUGUGUAUACAGUAUAUAUAUAUAUGUAUAUAUAUUUUAAUUUUUUAAUUUAAGCGAUUACGCUAUUACUAAACUAGGCCCUGUGACCUGUAGAAGUGCUGGGGAGCCCUCCCCCACCUCCUUGAAGGCAGGUUGAGCACCAGAGGCAGUAUUGGAAAGUGAAGAAGAGUAGUAUGUCCAGGCAAGGGCUAGCAGCUGAGCCUGGCCCCUAGGCAGAGUGGGGCUGGGCCAUGCAGCAGGCAGACUCCUGGGGAGGCUGCUUUCUUCCCUCUCAGGCCCAUGGGGCUCGUCCAGUAUCUCCACUCCCCAGUGAGUGUCUGGAGCUCUUGCUGCCUGCCUGCUGCAUGCCCACCCUGUCUCUUGUGAUGGAUUGAGCCCUUCUUCGGGUACUGCCCUGAGUGAAGUGGGUGAUUUGUGAGGGGCUGGGGGAGACAUUGUUCUGUUUGAGGUCAGCAGUCUGAUCUGACUUGGGUGAGUCAGUGCUGUUCCCAUCUGUAGAGCCCACCCCUCUGCUUCAUUCCCCAGCAUUUCACCUCCAGCUACAGGGUCACAAGGGGACUGGUCACUAACUGGUGGGGUAAACUCCCUGCCUCCCUCUUCACCCCAGUCUGUUACACAAGCCCCUGAAGUCUUUGUAGUCUGCUCUCCUGGUUUAGGUGUUGUUCUCCUGUGCUCCUCUCUUCCCUGGGCUGCUGCAGGCUGGGAUUUGGGGGCAGGGGCAAAUCACUUUUAGGUCCAUAGAAACUGCCCGGGAGGAACUUGCAGUGUGACAUGGAGGGGUCAGUGUGAACUUGGCACCCGAGGUACUGUGAUUUAUGCACAGAAAAUCCCUGCUGUGUCCUGAGCUGUGGAGUGACCUGUGGCUGGCUGAGCAUGCCCUGCCCAGGUCCUGCAUGGGUCAUUGUGAAGAGGUCCCAUGGACUUUAUGCAACAGCCAGCCACUGGCUCAGCACCAAAGCACAUUCCACUAAAGAGGGCUAACAACAGUUUAAAUUACUUUAGGACUGGAACUAUACUAAGGUGCUUGUUUAGUACAGGAUGACAAAACUGAGCACCCUUUCUACCCACCUCCAACUGCCAGCUCCCUGCCUCCAUGCCCCUGAGUCCUCUGCAGUCCCCUGUGUUAGAGUUCAGCUGUGAGUGUGUUGCCAUAGGACAUGCACCCACAUCUUGGGCAAUCAGUGGCUUGGUCUCUGUUUUGCAGCCAACCAAGACUUUUCUGCAAAAGCUGCACAAGGACUCUUUGCUCUAACAGCAUGGCUACCCCUUUCUUUGCUCCCAAGCUAUUAUAUAGGACUUUCUUGCUGAAGCCUGGCAGCCUUGGGAUCUUCAGGCUUCUCGUGUGUGCCUGCAGUCUGGGAGUGAUGGUCUUGCUCCAGGUUCUGGCAGGGCAGUCUCUUCAUAGGCAUGCUCCCUGUGCCACUGUCAUAUGGUUCUCUGGUUUCCUGUGGUUCCCCUGGGAUUGGAUGCUAGUGAGGAUUUCCCCUGUUUUGGGGGCAAUGGUGUCUCUUCAGGGGCUUAGGAGCCCCUGUGGAGCAAGGUGGGAGACUCAUGGCAGUAAUGCUGCUCCGGAGGGCCCUAGAAACUACAGAAGAGUGCCUAGUUAUGGUUCCCCGCAGAUGAGGGUUCUUCCUGCGGGGGGUCUUCAGUGGUGGCUCCUUGGAGGACGUCCCAUGGACUAAGAAGGAACUGGCUUGUAUCUGGCUUGCGUGACUGUGGGAUAGAUGCAGGAUCACUGGACAUGGGCAUUUCCAGAGGGGUGUCUUACCUCUUCCCUUCUAGUGCUUCGGUGGAAAGGGGCAGGCAGGUCUGUCUCAGCAGAAUGGAAAGGCUGCCAGGUGGUUGUCCCUGUCUGUCAUGUGUUACUGUGUGUGAGUGGCUGGGUCUCUUGCACAGGCUUAGAGCCUUGCUAGUUCUGCUGUACAGCUAGUGGCAAGGAUGGGAGUGGCAGGAGGGGAAAGGCAUUCUAGCACCAGGCCUUGCAGUCCACCUGACUUCUGUGCUCUGCUGGUGUCUGCUAUCCCUGAGACUGCAGGUGACUUGGCAGACCAGGGAGCAAAGUAUGGGGACAGUGAGAUUUUUGUGCACUCUUAACCUCUUUCCAGCCAAGGGCAGAUGGCUGUUAUCUAGAUGCAGUUAUAUCCCUCUCUAUCCAGUAUGUUAGCUAAGAGGCAGUUAUGUCUUCAGAGCAGCUGGCAGCCUUGUGAGAGUCUGCAGGGUCCCUUCUCAACCCCAUCCCACCCUGCACGGAGCUGGCCCCACUGGGGGCUCUCAGACUUCAUUGUUCUUCUCUUCUGUUCUUGUUUUUGCAGAAUUGCACAAGGAGAUAUUUCCAUUUUUUAUUUAAUGAACUGUAAAGUGUCGUCAUAUUAUUCCUUUUUUAAGAUAUAUUUUUGGCUCAUACUUGCCCUCUGUUGGGAAAUGAUUCUUGUAACUGUAUAAUUUUUUUUUUUUUUUUUUUUUUUGCCUCCUAAUAAUAAAUUAACAAUUUUGUGCUG
Molecule: messenger RNA, 3312 nt
Organism: Alligator sinensis (Chinese alligator)
Lineage: Eukaryota; Metazoa; Chordata; Crocodylia; Alligatoridae
Gene: ARL8A
Product: ADP ribosylation factor like GTPase 8A
Exons: 7
Coding region: 88-543 (151 amino acids)
Biological process (GO): anterograde axonal transport; protein transport
Cellular component (GO): lysosomal membrane
Molecular function (GO): GTPase activity; GTP binding
Source: RefSeq, a predicted model, not a curated record